CAGUUUCCGAUGGAAAGGUAAGAUAGGGGCAAGAACUUUAGUAACUCGCCAGCAGUUGGCGGCGAGACAAGUUGUGACAGUAAUGGCGUGAUCGUUUAUCUUCUCGUUCAAGGACACCUCGUCCCAGUCGGGAAAAUGGCAGCCAAUUCAAGUGUUUCGCUGUCGAUUAUUAUCGACAGAGACGCGAUUUUAGGGACAGGAGGUUACGGAACCGUUUUUAGAGGAGAAUGGAACAAUAAAAUAGUUGCCGUCAAGCGAAUUGAAUUAGUAAAAUGUGAAAACAAAAAAGAAGUAGAAGCUCUGCAGAAAUUAGAUCACCCAAAUGUCGUCAAACUUUAUCACGUUGAAAGCGACAGAGAUUUCAGAUUUUAUGCGCUGGAACUGUGCCAAUUAUCGCUGCUUCAAUUAUUCCACGGCGACGAGGCCCAGAAAAAAUAUCGCCAGAAAAUGCCCUCAGAAAAUGAAGUUUUCCUCCAGUUGGCCAAGGGAUUGGCGCACAUUCACGAAAAGGGAUUGAUCCAUCGAGAUCUCAAACCGGAAAACGUUCUCAUCUGGUCAGAUUCCGGGCAAGAAAUAGUCGUAAUGAAAUGGGCCGAUUUUGGACUUAGUAAACAAGUCAACCCAGGAGGAAGUCAUUCCAUUAGUGGAAUGAGAGGAACCCACAACUGGUAUUCCCCUGAAAUAUUGAAGAUAUUUAUUGAAGAGGAAGGAAAUGAUGGUAAAACUACGAAAACAACACCCAACAUUCGACAGAGAGGAACCGUCAAGAGCGACGUUUAUACCGCGGGACUUGUUUUUGGCUAUUAUCUAUUAGGCGGUGAUCAUCCUUUUGGUUCACCUAUCAAUAUUCAACUAAACAUUCUCAAAAAUGAGCCAGUCAAUCUGCCAAAAAUGAGAGAACAACAUCCCAUGCACAGCACGAUCAUCGUGGACAUGUGGAAGGCCAAUCCCAACGAGAGGAUUUCAUCGGCCGACGUCGUAACAAGAAUUAACAACUUGAUAAAAUUCCAUUAUAUCAAGCGCUAUAUCGGUAUAGUUUCUACCGAGGAUGACAGCAUGUGGAAUGAGUUUCUUGCUUCGGCCCCCAUGGGCAUUGCUGUCUUCAGCCAACUGAUGAUUUGCACGUCGCAGCUGACGGAUUUCCGAAUUGACAACAUCAACAAAGAAAAAACCCAUUUGAUUAAAAAGCCGAACAGUUUCCGCACAACUCUGGUGCAAAUCGCAGACGACGCCUGCAGUGCUUUCAUGAAGGCGCAGACCAACAUGGAAAAGAUUCAGUCACAAAUGGUUCAGUUGGCUGUUUAUGUAAUAGAUUGCGUCAAAAUAAUCAAAUCCGACAACAAAGUCGACAUAGAGGUGUUGGUGCCCAGACGGCUGGAAUGCAUCAUAGAAGCAGCUGACGACGGAAAGAAACUGUCAAAGGAGGUACUCGACGCUUUCGAGUUAUUGGGGCAGUUGAUUCUACAAGUUCUACUGGCGAUUAAGGCCAGCCGGGGAGCGAAAGAGCAAGAGAUUCAAGCAGCGAUCUAUGCAAAUAUUAAGGAGAAAAAAAGGCGCCAAGAAGCAGCUAUAAAUGGCCAGAAAAAAUCCGAGAAGGAGAUGAAAAAAAUCUGCGACGAGUUCAUUAAAAGUUUAGAAAAUAUGCACAUUGAUAUUAUAAAAGACAUCAGUACAGAUUCAAUGAUGCAAAUCUUAAAAGACGGAAUGAAUCUGCUUAGCAAAUUGCAGGAAAAUUGGACUGGAAUGACCCUGUACUUUCAGUCCAUCAACAGUUACAUCGAGGACAUGAAAACCAAACAUAAAGAUUUUGUCGAAGAUGCCAAAGUUGCCCAAGAAGAUUCUUCUACGAUUGAUUUCAUGGCCGAAUCAAUUGAGAAAUCGUUGGAAACUUCCAUCAAAUCACACCACAUCGCUGCCACGUACGUCAAAGUCUCAAACAGUUUUAUCAUGGAGCCUUUGAGGAACAUCCACGGAAUGCUGUCAAUCGAACCCGCUGAAAUACCAAAAGCGCAAGGAGAGUUGGUGGAAUCGUGUAAAAUAGCAUCUAAAGGCAUUAAAAUCAUAUUCAAAGAGGACGAGGAACAGCAGGCCAUCCGUGAAAUGGAAAAUGCCCUUCAAUCACCAGACCCGUUCAAAGUACUAUUCAGAAUUGAUGAUAUUGACUAACAAAGAUUAUAUUAGUUCUACAAGUUUGUUUUCUGUCGUUUCAAAUACACCCAUUUCAUCGUCAAA
Daphnia pulicaria is the source of this 2232-nucleotide messenger RNA. Its product is annotated as CBL-interacting serine/threonine-protein kinase 21-like. Gene Ontology annotation, molecular function: ATP binding; RNA endonuclease activity; protein serine/threonine kinase activity. The transcript has 5 exons. Gene Ontology annotation, biological process: IRE1-mediated unfolded protein response; protein phosphorylation; intrinsic apoptotic signaling pathway in response to endoplasmic reticulum stress. Gene Ontology annotation, cellular component: IRE1-TRAF2-ASK1 complex. NCBI's taxonomy places the organism in Eukaryota, Metazoa, Arthropoda, Branchiopoda, Diplostraca, Daphniidae. Bases 136 to 2166 code for a protein of 676 amino acids. The record is from RefSeq and is a predicted model, not a curated record.